Molecule: messenger RNA, 1224 nt
Organism: Enterobius vermicularis (human pinworm)
Lineage: Eukaryota; Metazoa; Nematoda; Chromadorea; Rhabditida; Oxyuridae
Source: the annotation of a GenBank genome assembly
UUGAGUACUGUAUUUUCUGUACCUCUAAAAAAGCAGCUAUUUUUGCCAUCAAAAGCAAUAAAGACUUACUUAAAAAAAACAGAAACUUUUUUUUGUUUUUUGCCUCAUAGAUAUACAAGUUGGAAGGAUACUAUGGCACGUGGCAGUGUAUUUAUAAAUCCUUUACCAGAUUCUGAUUCUGAUUCUGCUACCUCAGUACCAAGUUCUUUUGCAGUAUCAUCUGUACUAUCUGAACAAAGUUUAUUGUCGCUGAUUAGCACGGAAUUACGGCAAACAAUUGUGCCACUGUUGAUUAACUAUGACAAUAUUUUUUUGGAACAAAUUGUUGGUAAAGGUUAUUUUGGUAAUGUUUAUCGUGGGAGAUUACGAGAUAUAUCAGUUCCCAAAUAUAUUCCAGUGGCUGUCAAAACGCUAAAAGGUGAACGGGCGCGGGAUAUUGGACAUAUAGAGAAGUUCCUUCGCGAAGGAGCUAUCAUGCAACAUUUCGAUCAUCCUCAUGUGCUACGUUUAAUUGGAAUUAGCAUAACGCCAAACGGUAAUCCCUGGGUAAUUUUGCCGUUCAUGUCAAACGGUGACCUUCGCUCGUACAUUGCAGAUCCAACUCGGACGUUUUGUGUCCUCGAACUUGUAGACUUUGCCUUACAAGUUGCUCAAGGUAUGGCGUAUUUAGCAUCACUGAAAUUUGUUCACAGAGAUUUGGCUGCUCGUAACUGCAUGGUCAGUCACGACAGAGUCGUAAAAGUUGCUGAUUUUGGACUAGCUGUUGAUUUGUACGAUAAAGAUUCAUUUCUGGAUGAGAGUGAAACGGGUCCGGCGAGGUUGCCACUGAAGUGGUUGGCACCAGAGUCCUUACGUGAUCGUCGUAUUUUUAAUACAGCAACCGACGUGUGGUCUUUUGGCGUUUUGUUUUGGGAGCUGCUCACAAGAGCAGCAUCCCCGUAUGAAGAUAUCCCAAAUUCAAAGAUUCGUCAAUUUUUGAUGACUGGGUUGAGGCUGCAGCAACCAAUUCAUUGUCCAGACUCAAUAUACAAUAUCAUGGUAGCUUGUUGGAGAACAAAUCCAGCAGAUCGACCUGACUUUAAUUUUCUUGUUCGUCGUUUAAGAAACAUUAUUCAGGAGAACACUCCUGACGCUUUUAACAGGUAUGUUUUUCCUGGAGCAGAACCGUUUUUGAAUAUAGUGUUGCCUGGGAGUUUAUAUAGCUGCAACUACUUCAUCGACUAG